Molecule: messenger RNA, 3608 nt
Organism: Myxocyprinus asiaticus (Chinese sucker)
Lineage: Eukaryota; Metazoa; Chordata; Actinopteri; Cypriniformes; Catostomidae
Product: GTP cyclohydrolase 1-like
Exons: 6
Coding region: 123-890 (255 amino acids)
Biological process (GO): tetrahydrobiopterin biosynthetic process; tetrahydrofolate biosynthetic process
Cellular component (GO): cytoplasm
Molecular function (GO): GTP binding; zinc ion binding; GTP cyclohydrolase I activity
Source: RefSeq, a predicted model, not a curated record
GGCUGAGGCGAAUUUGACAAGAGUAUCAUAACCGUGAACUUCACCCAAGUUUGACCACUACACCUGUAACAGUGUUUCUUAAAGAGACAGUAUUAUUAAAACGGGCUUUGAGGAACUCAAGUAUGGAGCGCUCUAAACCGAAACAAAUGCAUCCAAGUGAAAAUGAAACGUCAGGUAAAGACAGUGCAGUCAAUGGACUGCACUUUGACGGCCGUCUGAAGAUGCCUGGAUGGAGCGCCGGUGGUGCCUCCGGGGACACGAGCUCCGUGCCGUCCUCGAGCGUGAUGGAGAGCUGGCGGGAAGAGCGCACUCGCAGUGUGGAGGACAAUGAAUUGAGCCUACCGAGCAUCGCUGCCGCUUACACUACAAUUCUCAGGGGUCUCGGGGAAGAUCCGCAACGACAGGGACUCCUCAAAACUCCAUGGAGAGCUGCUACUGCCAUGCAGUUCUUCACCAAGGGAUAUCAGGAAAAAAUCGGCGAUGUCCUGAAUGACGCAAUCUUUGAUGAAGAUCAUGAUGAGAUGGUGAUUGUGAAGGAUAUUGACAUGUUUUCCAUGUGCGAACACCAUUUAGUUCCUAUUUUUGGUCGGGUGCAUAUAGGUUAUCUCCCGAACAAGAGGGUUCUUGGUCUGAGUAAAUUGGCGCGGAUUGUUGAGAUAUACAGCAGGAGAUUGCAAGUUCAAGAGCGGUUAACCAAACAGAUUGCUGUUGCUAUCACUGAAGCAUUACAGCCUGCUGGGGUCGGGGUGGUCAUCGAGGCAACUCACAUGUGUAUGGUUAUGAGAGGCGUCCAGAAGAUGAACAGCAAGACGGUGACCAGCACCAUGCUGGGCGUUUUCCGGGAGGACCCCAAGACACGAGAUGAGUUCCUGACCCUGGUCCGGAGCUGAGAGGGUCGGCUUGCGCUCUCCACUGCCAAAACAGUCAGACCAGCCCCACAUCUCAAAGGAGUCACCUCCGGUUCUGCCUCCAGACGAGGCACUGCUGCUUUGUAUCAUAGUGUCCCACCCACAUCUGGGGUGGUUACCUCGGUAAACCCAUCUCCUCUGUAUCACCUGUGUGUGUGUGUGUGUAUGUCAGUAAUUGGGGUCUUGUUCUCUGUGGUUCAUCAGGUUUAAUCAGUAGAGCUUUGGGAGUCUCUAUUGACAAGACUGUGGUUAUUGCUGUUACACGGAGACGUAUUUUCAGUAAAGACCAUUUCAGAAGUUUACACAAUGACAUUCAAAGGAAUAGUUCUCCAACAAAUUUAAAUUCUGCCAUUAUUUACUCAUGUUUAUGUAGUUCCAAACACAUAUUACUUUCCUCCGUGGAUUAUAAAGGAGAUGUUGGGCAAAAUGCCUCAGUCACCAUCUUUUUUCUAUACAAUGAAAGCAAAUAGUGACUGAGACUUUCAUUUUGCCUAACGUCUCUUUUUAUUUUCUAUGGACAAAGUAAUAAAUACGGAUUUGGAACAACAUGAGGGUGAGUAAAUGAUAACAGAAUUUUCAUUUUUGGGUGAACUAUCCCUUUAAACUGAAAAAAGCACAAUGUGACCUCACUAAACUGUCAAGCACCAAACCUACCGAAAUUUGUUUACAUCUCUUUCCUGUUGGGUCACAUUUGCGAUCUAUUAAAUGAAAUUGAGUCACCCGAGAUUUUCUUUUCACACUUUUAAAAAGGGAGGUACGUGUCAUUUUGAACAUCCAGACAAUUUGACCAAAUUUUACAAUGACAACCCCAACAAAAAAGUACUGUGGUGAUACCACGGUAGAGUAGUGUAUCAGUGGUUUAUAAAAAACAUGGUACUGAAUGAUUACCAUAUUCAUAUAUUCUGAUAAUAGUACCAUGAUACAUGCCCAAAAACAUAUUACCAUGGUACCAUGUCUAUAACACAUGAUAAUACCAUGGUACUUUGAUAUAAAUGAUGACCAUAUUCACACGCAAUGAUAUUUACAUGGUACUUCAAGGAUUACCAUGGUAUUACCAUUAUACAUGUCCAUAAACAUAGUAUUACCAUGGUACCAUUUCCAAAAACAUGGUAGUACCAUGACAUUUUAAAAUAAAUUAUUUUACAAAUAAUUAUAAAUUAUAAAAAUUAUUAUUCAUAUACCAUGAUAUCUACAUGGUGAUCAAGGUACUUGUACAACAUAUGGUGAUACCAUAGUAAUCAAAAAGAUUACUAUGGUAUCACCAUGGUAUACAGUAUGUCCAAAAUAUACAUAGUAUUACUAUGGUACCAUGUCUAAAAUACAUGAUAAUACCAUGGUACUUUGUUAUACCAUGGUACUAAAUGAUUGCCAUAUUCAUAUACCUUGGUAUUUACAUUGUACUCCAAAGUACUUCAAAGAUUUCUAUGGUAUUACCAUGGAGCAGGUCCAAAAACCCAUUGUAUUACCGUGGUACCAUGCCCAAAAAAACAUGGCAUUACCAUUGGUACUGUCCAAAAGGGGGUUUUAUCGAUCUUUUACUUUGUGCUCAAAUGUAUUGAAGCUACGCUGUCUUAUAAUAUUUAUAAUGUGUCCACACCCACAGGAUCAUCUGUUUUUAAGCUUGAUCAAGCAAAGUGUUUGUUUAAACUACUCAUGAACAGUAUUUACAAAGUCCUAACAAGUUUUGUGCAACACUUUUAUUUUGCGUUUCAAAUCAACUGUCUGAAAUAGCGUGUUAAAGUUAUGACCAGGUCCAGUCUUCUAAAUGCCCUGUCUUUAUGGUGAUAGAUGUUUACCCUAUGAAGGUUGUCUUUUUUUAUUUUCUGUCGGGAAAAAGACCAAAGGUGAAAGGUGCAUUCGAGGUCAAAUUACACUAGUCCCUGAUUUUGCGCACUAUGGCAGAGAUACUUAUUAAGGAUAUAGAAAGUACUUGAAUUGAUGUGAUCUUUAGAAUUAAAAACCAUGAAGAAAAGAGGGAAAACUAACAACUAAAAAUACAUUAUUUUAAGAUUCUACAUUUGUAGAACUUUUGUAUGUUUACUUAUGUUUACUUGAACUUGGACAUGAGUUAGAAUAUGAAAUGUAUAGAUAUAUAUCAUUUUAGAGAAAGGAUUAUAUUAAAGGGAUCAUUCACCCAAAAUUCUGAAAAUUGUGUUAUCAUUUACUCACCUUCGUGUAGUUCAAACCAUCUAUGGAUCACAAAAGGAUAAAUCUUAGUCACCAUCUUAGUCACAAAUAGGCAAAUCUUAGUCACCAUUCACUUUUAUCAUGCAUCUUUUUUUCCAUACAAAGAAAAUCCUACAGGUUUUGAACAACAUGUGGGUGAGUAAAUUAUGACAGAAUUGAUGUUCAUCCAUUUUUGGGUGAACUAUCCCUUUAAACAACAGUUAGUACUAUGGGUUUACUGAUACUGUACUGCCUGUGUAUUUUUUUUUUAUUUUGAAAAAUUUUAGCAAGCUUGUUUGGAAAAGAGUUUAGAAUAGAACUUUUAACAAACGGUAUGUAACAUGUUUAAUGUCACAAUCACUUCAUAUUAGAAUCAGAGUAAAGAAAAUGAGCACUUGAUAUUGAGAAAUCUAGUGUUAUUCAUGUGGCCUUCUUUAAAGAAAAGACUAAAUAAGCCUUUCAUAUACUUAAUACUUUGCAAUUGAUGUUCAUUAUCAUUUUCAGCUCAAAAAAUAAAUCUUAUGUAAAAUAUGU